UCAGGUACUUGACAUCGUUGUUACCGGAGAAGGCCCUGUGACAGCUGGGUUAUUUGGAGGAGAGAAAAAAAGUCCCAAUCACGAGGGUGCACUGGGCAUAUGCGGCUGCUGAGCCUUAAAAGAAGCCGCGUUUCAGAGACGCCAUCAUUCGCCCGGACCCUUGACGUGAGGCGUCAACAUGACGACGGUGAAAAUACCCCUGCUCUUCCUCCUUACAUCAUUGGCAGGCGUGUGUCCCUUAAGACACAGCGAGAUACAUUCAAAGGCAGGCGAGGUGGUGGCGCUGCUGUGCCCUUACACAGGGUAUAAUCAAAGUCAUACCAAACUGGUCUGGACGAGUCACACACCCGAGAGGAUGUUUGUCACCAACAUGUCAUCGGCUGACCUGUCACAGAUGGGUGUGCUCGUACAUGGCAGGAGUCUUGUGAUUCUCAGCGCAUCUGUAAACCAUCAAGGGAAUUACUCAUGCUCUCUGGGGAAGGUCAGCAGCCAGUUCUGGUUCAUGCUGACAGUAAACACAGCACAGUCCAGAGAGUAUGAAGAGCGGAGCAGGUACUCUAAGACAUGUUACACACAAGAGUCCUGCAAAUUGAAUUGCCCAGAUGUAAAUAUCCCUGCUGAAAAUAUCCCGAAUAUUACCCGUAACAGCAUCACAUGGCACAAGGAGGGUGAGUCUUUGUCUAAAGACGGUUACUUCUCAAGUGUGGAAGAGAAAGACCACGGUGUUUACACCUGUACCAGAUCUUACCUGUAUCAUGGACAAACAUACAAUAUGACCUUUACAGUGGUACUUGAUGUCAAACCAAAGAAAUCGGAGAAAACUGCAGUAAUCGUUUCGCCACGCAAGAAUGAUGUAUUUCAUGUAGAUUUGGGCUCAACAGUGGUGAUUGAUUGUAAAGCUGUUACGUAUUCGGACUUUGACGGGGUGUUCUGGUUGAGUGGGAAAUCAUUUGUCGACAAAAAGGCCAACUUACCAGUUUUCUACAACAGCACACGGGAAAAUAAUGCUGAAGAAAUAAAGAUGACAGCAUCUCUGGUCUUCAGAAAGGUGUCGGAGGAGGAUCUAUCAAAAAAUUAUACCUGUAAACUCGAAAGUGUUUACCAAACCUCAAGCUUUGUCACCAUCACUCUGGCCAAAAAAACUCGCCCUUUGUACAUUUACCUGGCCGUCAGCAUUGUGGGCAUCAUUGUGGUAAUGGUUGUGACAGUAGUUAUCUAUGUGAAGUUGAAAAUUGACAUCACGCUUUUCCUAAGAGACAAUCUUGGCUUCCAUAGCGGUGGCUCGGAUGGAAAACGCUACGAUGCCUUUUUGAUGUGUUAUAAGAGCAACACGGAUGCAGGACUAAAUGCUCAUGACAGAAGAUGGCUGGAGAGUGUUUUGGAAGAGAGGUUCGGUUACCGUCUCUGUCUCUACAAUCAUGAAGUCUUACCAGGGAAAGCUGCAGCAGAGGCAGUGUUAGACUGCGUAGAGCACAGCCAGACGGUGGUUUUGGUUCCUACCUCUCAAGAUCCUGCUCCAGGGUCUGGACUGCUGAGUGCCAUCCAUGCAGCCCUUGUGGAGCGGCAGACUCGCUUGAUUUUCAUCAAAACUGAGACAACAGAAAUGUCGACGUCAGGUUCCUUACACGAGGCCUUACAUCUUCUUACUGAGGCUGGAGACUGUGUCACCUGGAAGGGCGUAAGCUCCAUGCCACCAUCCUCCUCCUUCUGGAAGCAGCUACGUUAUCACCUACCUGUGCCACAGCAGGCACCAAAAAUGAGGCUUUUACCACAGACAGCUGCCCAGGAUGAUCAUUGUUAAAAUGUUUAGCAAAGUCAGAAUGAAUAUAUCAUAUCACAGUUUUUAGUAUAUUACAUAAGUAUACAUUUAAAUCACAUUAAAACUAACUACAUAUAUUUCUAAGAUUUUGAAUUCUGGGAUUCAAAAUUUGCCUAAAAUAGUUUUUGAAGCUCCUUACUUACUACUGGAACUACUGGUCUUGUUCUCAUGAUGCCGCCCAUUCCUCCUUCAACCCUGUAACUUCUAGUCAACCCUAUAACUUCAACUUACCACUUACCACUCAAUAUAUCAUGAAAAGCAACACCUUAGUGUAGUGGUGCCCAAUCCGGGUGAGCCCCAGCACUACAUGUCUUCCAUCUCUACCCAAUCCGCCCACACCCGAUCAGCUCUGGACUGACUGAGCACAUGCCAUUGAGCAAAUAGGCCUUUUUAAACACAGAUUUUGACUUGUCAUCGUGGUUUGUGUUGUAACUUUAACAACCCGUAGGUUAUGACAGUGUGAAGGUGAGCCAGCAUGCAUAAUACCAGGACGCUGAGAAUGAAGCAGCUCAAUGGAAUUCAGCCAUCAUUAAUUUGAUUAUUUAUACGUCAGCCUUUCUUUCUGUGACGUCUAAAAAUGUCUUUAGUGCAAAAAGGCUGAUCAGGUCUAAGCACUGCAGGGAAAGAUGGAAAAUGUGCAGUGGUGAGCUUCUCCAGGCCCACUUCCCCAGGUCAAUAUCCUCCUAAAUUGUUAAAAUUGCACUUUUCUGUAAUUUCGCUUGUACCAGUUCUUUCAA
Molecule: messenger RNA, 2556 nt
Organism: Xiphias gladius (swordfish)
Lineage: Eukaryota; Metazoa; Chordata; Actinopteri; Istiophoriformes; Xiphiidae
Product: interleukin-1 receptor-like 1
Exons: 11
Coding region: 179-1801 (540 amino acids)
Biological process (GO): signal transduction
Molecular function (GO): interleukin-1 receptor activity
Source: RefSeq, a predicted model, not a curated record